CUGCAAAUCCCAAUAUUCUAUUAAUAGCAAAAUUUCUUCUCGCCAAUCUUUGCCUUUCUCGUCUCUCUCACUCUCUCUCUGACAUUUUUCCCAACGUCCAACUUCAUGGUAAACUGUAAACAGUAACCUACCUCCCCUUCUAAGCAGAUUAAAUCAUACCCAAAUAUAUAUAUAUAUAGACACUAUAUUGAGUGUAUUUGGCAUAUAAUAUCUGUCAAGAGUGCACUUUUUAUAGUUGCUUCUCUUCAUUUGCUGAUCCCAUUUAGAAAGAAAUAAGAUCUAAGGCUUAAUAAGGGUCCCAAAUUGGCAAAAGUAGUUCCAAAAAUCAUCAGCUUAACGGCUCGCAAGAUCACAGUCUAGUUCAGUUAGAAGAGAAGUAGUCAGCAGAUCGUCUUUUGGAUGAAGGCUUUGAACAGUAACGAUCAGAUUGAUGCUGAAAGUUUGAAGUUGGAAGAAAAUAGAGGGAGACCAGUGAAAAGCACAAACGUGAACAUAAUACACAACCAAGCCUUGUUGUCUGGCCUUGCGUAUUGUAUUUCUUCCUGUAGCAUGAUACUGGUUAACAAGUUUGUUCUCUCAAGUUAUGACUUUAAUGCCGGAAUAUCUUUAAUGCUGUACCAGAAUUUUGUUGCAGUAAUUGUUGUUUCCACUUUGAGUUUCCUUGGCAUAAUUACAACGGAACCACUCACAUGGAGAUUAAUAAAGGUCUGGUUGCCUGUUAAUGUAAUAUUUGUUGGGAUGCUGAUCACUAGUAUGUUCAGUCUGAAGUACAUUAAUAUUGCAAUGGUUACAGUUCUGAAGAAUGUAACCAAUGUGAUGACUGCUGUCGGUGAAAUGUAUCUUUUCAACAAGCGCCAUGACAAUAGAGUUUGGGCAGCACUUUUCCUAAUGAUAAUUUCAGCAAUAUCUGGAGGAUUUACAGAUCUCUCUUUUCAUGCCAUUGGAUAUGCAUGGCAGUUUAUUAAUUGUUUGUUGACAGCAUCAUAUUCUUUGACUUUGCGCAGGGUUAUGGAUACUGCUAAGCAAGUCACCAUCUCUGGAGACCUGAAUGAGUUUUCAAUGGUCCUCCUAAACAAUGCACUUUCACUGCCUCUUGGGAUUUUGCUCGUUUUUGUAUUCAAUGAGGUUGAUUAUCUUUCAAGAACACCACUUUUGAGAUCGCCAACCUUCUGGCUGAUAUUGACGCUUAGUGGAUUCUUGGGUUUAGCAAUCAGUUUUUCUUCCAUGUGGUUUCUUCAUCAAACCGGGGCUACAACUUACAGCCUCGUGGGAUCGUUAAACAAGAUACCUCUUUCUGUUGCUGGUAUCCUUCUCUUUAAAGUCCCGACUAGCAUGGAAAAUUCUGCUAGUAUCUUUUUUGGCUUGUUGGCAGGAGUGUUAUUCGCAAGAGCAAAAAUGCAUGAAAGAUCUUCAUCUUGAUGGACUUACUGUAACUUGCUCUGUAAAUCAGUAGCUUUUUUGCCAUUUUAUUUGUGUAUAUUUCUCCUCUUUUAUUCGAGAAAACAUACUUUCUAAUUUUUGGGUUCAUUUUUGUAAGUGGGCAGAUGGUGAAUUUUUUUCCUCUAUACCCACGAAGUUUAUGUUCAUGUUUGAUGCACAAUAGUGUAAUACGAUUAGAUAAUACAAUAAAUAAGAUCUUAGUUUAAUUUUA
Molecule: messenger RNA, 1651 nt
Organism: Olea europaea var. sylvestris
Lineage: Eukaryota; Viridiplantae; Streptophyta; Magnoliopsida; Lamiales; Oleaceae
Product: GDP-mannose transporter GONST1-like
Exons: 10
Coding region: 400-1419 (339 amino acids)
Cellular component (GO): Golgi apparatus
Molecular function (GO): antiporter activity; GDP-mannose transmembrane transporter activity
Source: RefSeq, a predicted model, not a curated record